CUGAUCGAGCAAAUGGCUUGCUUGCAGACCUCAAGUUGAUAGAGCCCAUCAGACUGGUAGUUAAAUCCAACGAUCACAUCUGCUUCUAAUCACACCGAACCAAUGACAAAACUGGAGGAUGUUCUCGCGAUAUCCGCCGGAGUUAUGUACAAUACAACAGCAACUCUGAUAUGCAGAGCAAAGACUUCUCGAGCUUCUGUGCCGUCUUUCUCGCCGGACUGCCUGUCAUAUGCACGCGCGACAAUCGACGCUCAUCUUGAAUGCGUCCCCUUGAUGAGUGGCGACUUGCAUAUCAUGAAUCUUUAUCUCCAUUGGCGAAUUUUGCAGACCCCUUUCAUUCCUCUCCUGGUGGUAAUUCUGCCACAUAGUCGAAACUCAAGACACGGGCGACGCGCAGCGACUCUAGAGUUUUGCAGAUAGCCUUAAGCAGGGGGCAGAUCUGUCCCCUUCUGCUAAAGAGUUUUAUGAUAUCACUCGAGAGCUCAAUAUGAUUGCAGAGAAGCAUAUUGAGACCAGUAGCGAACAAGAUUGGGC
Colletotrichum phormii is the source of this 534-nucleotide messenger RNA. RefSeq lists its product as uncharacterized. The transcript has 3 exons. The coding region runs from base 103 to 420 and encodes 105 amino acids. The record is from RefSeq and is a predicted model, not a curated record. Lineage: Eukaryota; Fungi; Ascomycota; Sordariomycetes; Glomerellales; Glomerellaceae.